This is a messenger RNA of Hyalella azteca, 5348 nucleotides long. RefSeq names its product nuclear hormone receptor E75. Bases 297 to 3809 code for a protein of 1170 amino acids. Gene Ontology annotation, biological process: negative regulation of transcription by RNA polymerase II; cell differentiation; positive regulation of transcription by RNA polymerase II. Gene Ontology annotation, molecular function: RNA polymerase II cis-regulatory region sequence-specific DNA binding; zinc ion binding; nuclear receptor activity. The transcript has 5 exons. NCBI's taxonomy places the organism in Eukaryota, Metazoa, Arthropoda, Malacostraca, Amphipoda, Hyalellidae. The record is from RefSeq and is a predicted model, not a curated record.
UGCUACAGGCAGUCGCUGUCUCAUCAUAGUCGAAGUUGUGUGUCAGGUGUGGUAUCAGCCUCUGCACCGGUGAAACGCUUUCGGUUCUUGCGGGUGUUGUAGAUUCGAAAUUUCUCAGUGACAGUGAAACAUUUUCUGUUACUCAGCUGUUGAUAGCGAGUGUUCUACAGUGAGAGCUGGUGAUUGCUACACUUGGAAUAAUGUUGACGUAAAGUUUUAUUCGGCUUGGCGCGAUUUUACAAAAUUAAUAUAAGCUAACUUGGUUUGAACUUGAAAAUAAGAUUUAACCAGAAACAAUGAAUAGUGUAAAGACGGACAUGGCACCCCCCAGCGGGUUCUUGAGACGUGCAGUUGCCGGAUGCACUAAUGAAAUGCAAACAAUUAAUUGCAAUGCACCUCGUGACAGACUUCCUCCCAUAUCUGCCAUUACAGUGACUCAAGCUCAUUCUUCCGUUAGUGACAGUAAAAACCAUGUUAGAAGGGUAUCUUCGAACACUGUUUGCGAUUCGUCGUUAGACCGCAAAUGCUUUGAAAGACCACAUCCGUACUCCAUGCUUACUCGCAACUACGCCGACACGUCUUCUAGGGUUUCAUCAAGCUUGCCCAGUAUUAGGCACCCAGGUUAUCCUCGGGAGCGAUUGGAUUCUAACGAUUCCAAACACCCUGAUUCCAAUUUUCACAUAAUUCCACUUCGUGCUUUCCACGGAACUGAACCUAGAUAUCCUCGCUCUAGGCAGUCAGAAGAGAUGUUCUAUAAUCAGGACCUGAGACAAGAUCUCAUUGACAAGCGAUUGCAAGAUGAAGUCUCAAACACUUACUUUACCGCCGAUCAAAGCUACGACGAAACACUAAAAAGAACCAAUGCCACAUAUUCUGGCUCUACAGGCGAAGACGGAACUUGUGUAAAGACUGAACGCUCUGCUUCUCCUACGAUGAACUCAUCCGACAUGCAUGCAUUUUCUCCGCCGCCACCCAUGACUUUACAAGAGCCUUCGCCUAGACUGGACUCAACGCAAUAUUCGACCAUUAGCUACUCCCAAACUCAGUUGACUCCAAGCCCUUUCACGUCAUCUACAGUGUACUCUCCUCCAUCGUCCCCUCCUGAUAAUUCUUCUAAAUGUAUCAAGAUCGUUAACAAAACGGCGUACCUUUUGGAGAACAACCAGCAGGUGUCGCCACCGCGUUGCGAAUCAACUUUCGAGUACCUCUGUCCUGCCACCCCUAACACUCCAAAUCAUCCUUUCGCAUCAUCUCACAGCGAGUUGCCUGGUGCUAAAUGCGUCUCAAGUCUCGAAACGUCGGCGCCGGUGACUCAAACUGAGCUUCCAAAUCGUAGUUCUUGUGAUUCAAAAAUGCUUCUGGAGUCCGGUCCGAUUCUAGACAACAGCCCUGUUCACAGCGCAUUGCCUACAUCGACCUCCGAUGUUACGCCGAUGCCGAAUACUCCAGAGAAAGGCAAAGGAAGUCUUUAUGCGGUGAUCGAUAAAGUGAUAAUUGAGUUCGAUGGCAGGACGCUAUUGUGCCGCGUGUGUGGCGACCGCUCCUCUGGAUUCCACUACGGGGUUCACUCCUGCGAAGGCUGCAAGGGUUUCUUCCGCCGGAGCAUCCAACAGAAGAUUCAAUACAGACCAUGUAGCAAGAAUCAGCAAUGUCUGGUGCAGAAAACCAACCGCAACCGCUGUCAGUACUGCAGGCUGAAGAAAUGUAUUGAAGUCGGCAUGUCUAAAGAUGCCGUGAGGUUCGGUCGAGUUCCCAAAAAUGAGAAGGAACGCAUACGCCAGGCUAUGGAGAAAGCCUACAGCGAAAUCGUGCAGCAGGAUACUGACUACGAUGAUGACUAUCUCAUCCAGAACAUCACCCGUAGCCAUCUGCAGUCUUCUGCAAUUGCUAAUGAGAACAUGAGAGAGAUCAUCAGAACUAGUGAAGAACACCCACAAGUUGCCAAUAUCGAUCCUAUUUCGGAUUGCCCGUUGAAUCCUUACGUUGGAUCAGAAGAUUUUCAACAGAAAUUUUCUCCCAUCGUCAGGGAUGUGGUUUCCUUCGCCAAGAACAUUCCCGGCUUUGCCGACGUGAAGCACGACGACAAAAUUACUCUGCUCCGAGCGUGCGUGUUCGAAGUGCUGCUCAUCAGAUUUGCCAGGCUCGUUGACGCCAAGAAUAGGAGAAUGAUCACGAUCAGCGGAUACAUUAUCAAUGCCAGUAUUUAUGCCAACAUCAAGCCAUCAAACGAUUUCGUUAAUACUCUCUUUACAUUUGUUGAGAGAAUCAAUACCCUCAAAUUGACUGAUGAAGAAAUGGCGCUUUUCAGUGCAGCUAUUGUGAUGAAUCCUAAGCGACAAGGACUUAUUGACUCUUCAAAAGUUACAAGUUUGCACUCGAGAAUCGUGCAGUGCCUCCAAAACGUCAUGCAGCGGGAAAGGCCGGAUACUCCGUCCUUGUGUCAAGACUUGCUGGGCACUCUCAAUGAUCUGUGGAUAUUGAAUGGUAUGCAUUCCAAACAAACUCAAGUAAAACUGAGGGGUUGUGACCCGAGGAUGGACGUCAACAGCCAUCAUACUGAUUCUUAUGGCUCCCAGUAUACUUAUUCAGAAUACCCAGAGGUGCGUGGUUGCCCGAUGAGAUUCACUAACACAUCAGAGUAUGAAGAAAAAAUAAUUCAAAGCGAAGAACAAACAAGGCCCACGUCCCCAACUUCUUCGACCUUCUGCGCCGACGAAGAAAUGAGAUCUCCGGGAUCUGCUGAUUCUGGUUGUUCGACGGAUUCAGGAUGCUCCAUCGAAUCAGUCUGUUCGACAGACUCAGGAUGCUCCAUGCAUAUGGGGAACAAUGAGGGUGUCCGUACUCCUCUUCCAUCUGAAGAGCCUAGAGAAACUAUGUCGGUACCCGACGAUGAAACGACCGAAAGGUUCCGUAAAUGCUACAUCAAGAGAAAACCUCAGAUGGAAGAAUGCAAGCCCAUCAUCGACAAGAAUCGUCUCAUGUCGUGGCACAAGCCCCAGAAAGACGGUGAAAAGCUCUCUGACAGUCCAGUACUGCGAAUGUGUCUCGAGGCACCUUCAACUCUGAAGAUGGAAACUUUCAAGGAUGUCUAUCGUGGAGCUACCGCUCAUUCACAUCCUCACAAAAAAUUUAGACCAACCAUGGAUCGGUCAAACCUCCCUCACGAAACUCUGGAGUACAAUCAUUCCUCACCUCGGCCAUCCACUACCCCAUCUCCAUCUUUUAGCUGCUCGCCCUCUCCAUCUUCAUCAAUCUCGUCAUCUCCAUCAAGAAUUUCUUCUUCACCGUAUUCAUCCUCAGCUUCUGAUCCCUCUUCCCCGGCAAAUGUUUCAAUUCUCGCCCAUAGGUUAGCCAUGCCUUGUAAGAAAUUUCCCAGGACUUCGAGUUUAGUCCAGUCAUUAACACAGGAAUCCAAAUUCGGCACUGGCAAAGCAUUAGUUAGUGAUACUCUUCAUGAUUGUAUUAUGAAUGGCCAAUCAAAGAUUCCCCGACAGCAUGUUUUAGCAGCCGCUUCCCCGUCACGAUAUGAUAGCGGUCGCAACAACUCCAGUCCUCUUCGUACCCAAACUUUUAUGACAUCCCCCACUCAUUCAAUGACCACAUCGCCUCCUCCUCUUGACGAUGCCCCACCUCACCAUUACUCAUCACCUAUCCCCACUGCCCACACUUCACCACCACACACUCCUGCUGGUCUCGGGGCAUCGGCAAUGUCUGCUUGCAAUUUCACCAACCCUUACUUGUGCGACAAUGCCGAGCCAUUAAACUUAUCUACCAAGACUCCAUCUCCACCGCCCGCUAUGGAAAUCUAGUUUGAAGAGAAAACUAUGUGAGAUGACUUCGGGAUGCUUGCUGUUCCGUGGUUGACCCUCAGAAGUGACCUGUGAUAAGGCAAUGCAGUUUCGACUAACCAACCACGAAGAAACUAUGCUGCUGAAUUAUAUGAAUUCAUUUGUACCUCAAUAGUUCAAUUAUUUCGAAUGUGAUACCUAAAUUUUCCAUGUUUGGAACUAAAGGUAUUUUCGCUGAGGUAGCAGCACCAGCUAUGCUGGCGUAGUGCAAACGGGAAAGAUUCACCCUAUUUUAAGUACAAAUUUUACUUCUGACGUCUUUGGCUCUUCUCACCGAUAAGGCUGGUCUUGUGACCAAUGCCAUGUGAUGUACCUAGUUCAGUAUUCAUCAUUUGUCCAUCGUUAUCGUUUUGAGGACCAGAGUUUUCAUUCUCAUAAAUUCCCAUGCCUUUCGUGUAGCCCAUUCACUCUAGAAGGGUCUUGUGUUAUAAGAUCCUCUCAUAUCUCACGCCACGAAAGUUGUCAUCUGUAUGAUACAAAUUCAUAUUUCAUUGAAUGUUAUUGUAGCGUACCUUUAAUUCUCACUCGCUGUGCAUAUCGUAGAUAUCAGAACACUUCUCUCUUUUGGGUAUCUUGUGCGAUCAUUGUAAAUAAAUGACUCUCCGAUUAAAAAUCGCCGAUGUUGAGUGCAAAAAAACAACAGGAGAAGUGGGAUCCCAAUUGGAGCAGCAGAGCUUGCAUCUCUCUCCUAAUAAUUUGCUGGUUGAUUCUUUUGCAGUUGAUUUGUUAAUUUUAGAAAAAAGGCGGCGAAGUGGCUUAUACUUCGUAAUUACCAUUCCCCUUUUUAUCUGACUCGAGUGUUAUUUGUGAAUAUUUCUCUAAUGGAAGUACUUUACCAACUAAGUAAUGUUUCUUUCCUAGAUCUCGCAGUAUAUCAAAUGCUUCGUUGUUGUGUAAUGAUAAAACCUUGGAUCAUUUUGUUGUCCUCACGUUAAGACUUUUUGUAUAUAAGUAACAUUGUACGAGCUUAUUUAUUCGAUUAUUUAAAAUUUCCCAAAAUUGUCGCUCACGAACCAAGGAAGUAUGAAACAGUUCGCCACUCUUCUUUUGUGUUGACGAUAAAGCACUUGACUGAUUUGAGACUCGUUGUUUUGUUUUCUUAACGAUAAAUUUGAUUUAAGUAAUUUGAUGGAUUUAAUAUCGCCAGCAUUACUUUUUUCAUACUUUGUGAAGUUAUUAACGAUUUUAUUCUUACAACUAAUUCGUCAUGCCAUUUACUCUACAAUUAAAUUUGCAAUAGAAUACAAGAUAUCGGCCUUACCGUGUGAAGACGCUCACGUUCACCACGAAUUAAAACAAUUCUGAGUGUUUAAAUUGACUGGUGAUCUACGGCUACCUAAUGCAUGCACAGUUUCUAGCCAUAUCCAUGAAUGUGUGAGGCAAAAAGAAACUGUUAGACCAUUUACAUCAAUUUACUGGUCGGACAUGUUCGUUGUACUUGUUUCUUAUUUGUACAUUUGGGGAGUAACUAUGAUAGUUGAAUAAAUGUUUUGAAAUACA